GAGCGCACCUAUGCCAUCCGCAAGGCGCAUGUCAACGUGGACAAGGCGCUCAAGGCUGCUGAGGUGGUGCUGGAGAAGUAUGACGUGGCGAGGCAGGUGGAGGAGCGAAUCAAAGAGGGUCCCAAGAACGCCUUGGACCCGUACCUGGCAGCGAUAGCCCGCUUGCACGAGGGCGUGGGGUACUUUGAGGCAAACCGGUCGUUCAAGAGCGCGGAGGCGGCUCUGGCUCACUCCAAGGCGCUGCUGAGGGAGGGCCAUCACCGACUGGACGAUGCCCUCCGGCAGCACCUCCUGCAAUUCACCAAGGAUGCAGACCCGGCGAAGCUGCUAGAUGCGAGCAAGCAGGGCGAGGAGGAGGCGGGCGGGGAGGGCGAGAAGGAGGGUGGUGGGCUGCCGGUGCUGCUGGCUGAUGGCAAGGCGGGCGAACGCAUCCGCCAGCUGGCAGAGGCGCUCAUCCGGAUUGGCAGGGCUGAUAACUGCCUUAAAAUAUACACCGAGGUGCGAGGAACGAUGGUGGAGGCGGGGCUGAAGCGCAUUGCCGUGGAGAAGCUCACUCGCGAGCAGAUGGACGGCAUGUCCUGGGGGGAGCUGGAGAAGCGUAUCGAGGGGUGGCGACGGCAGACCCGGCUGGCGGUGCACGUGGUGUUCAUGGCAGAAAGGGAGCUCUGUGAAACGGUACUGGCAGGGUUGGAGCCGCACACAGGGAAGGCAUUUGCAGACCUGGCGGGGCUCACGCUGGGCAUGCUGUUUGGCUUCGGGGAGGCCGUGGCGCGCAGCAAGAAGUCCCCCGAGAAGGUGUCUGUGCUCAUGGACAUGUACGAGACCAUGCGCGAUCUGAUGCCACAGGUGGAGGUGGUGUUUGCGGGUUCAGCCUGUGACGCCAUACGGGGCAGUGCGCAGCAGCUGCUGCAGCACCUGGCGGCGGCGGCCAAGGAGGCGUUCAACAACUUUGAGCUCGCAGUGGAGAGUGAGGACAGCGACAAGGUGCUGCCCGAUGGCGCCACGCACGGCCUCACCAGCUACGUCGUCAACUACCUCAAAUACCUUUAUGACUACCAGGCGACCAUGCAGGAGCUGUUUGGCCGAGAGAACCUCUUUGGCGAGGCCACAAUCCGCAUCUUUGCAGCUCUGCACGCCAACCUGGAGAGGAAGAGCAAGCUCUACCGCGACCCGGCGCUCACCCAGCUGUUCCUCAUGAACAAUGUUCACUACAUCGUGCAUGCCGUGAGAAAGGGCGAGCUGAAGGAGGUGGUGGGGAAGGACUGGAUCGACCGGCAGCGGCGCAUCGUGCAGCAACAUGCAGCGGCGUACCAACGGACUUCGUGGAACAAGAUUUUUGGGCUGCUGACGUCAGCAGGGCUAAAUGCGGACGGCAAGGAGGGCAGCGUGAGCCGCAGCGCCCUCAAAGAGAGGUUCCGCGUGUUCAAUGCAACAUUUGAGGAGCUGCAUCGCUCGCAGUGCAUGUGGAAGAUCCCCGACCCCGAGCUGCGAUCCGCCGUGCAGCUGCAGAUCGCUGAAGUGCUGCUGCCCGCCUACCGUGCAUUCGUGCAGCGAUACACUCCGGUGCUGGAGAGCGGCGGUCGGUUUGGGCGCAGCAGCGAGGCGGCCAGCAAGUACAUUCGCUUCACGGAGGAGGGCCUGGACUCGCUGCUCAACGAGUUCUUCCAGGGCAGGGAGAGCCGCAACAUCCUCCUCACUCAACCCGCUGCCCGCUAG
This is a messenger RNA of Closterium sp. Naga37s-1, 1716 nucleotides long. Lineage: Eukaryota; Viridiplantae; Streptophyta; Zygnematophyceae; Desmidiales; Closteriaceae. The record is from the annotation of a GenBank genome assembly.